CACAACAGCGAAGCAUCAAAGAUGGCGGGAGCCCCCGACCCGCUGGAGGACAUGCUGUCCACCGAGGUGGACGAGAAGGCGGUCAGCGACCUGGUGGGCUCCCUGGAGUCCCAGCUGGGGGACAGAAACCUCCCCGCGGCUUCUGAUCCGGACGGGAAGCGGGACGUGGCGGCGGUCGGUCGCCUCUCAGGGAAAGCGGGGUCUUCGGAGCCUCAACAAGGGCACCAAACCGCGGGGUCGACCCGGGAACCGGGCGCCAACCAGCCUCUGUCCGGGCAAACCGUUCCCUCCUCUGUUACCGCCGGGGCAAUAAGAAACACCGGAACCGGUUUGCAAGCGACAGGAGCGCCCUCUUUGACCGCUUUACCCGUACCGGUAACUCUGAGCAGCCAGCCCGCUGCUAGCUUCCCCCGGGCUGCUGUCCUGGCUCCCAGCCCGGUGGAGGCGAUCCGGACCUCUUCCCCCAGCUUACAGCCCCUGAACGGCAGCACCGGAGCCGGGAAAGUGGAGGGCUCACCCGUUGCCCCUCCACCCGGCGCGACCUUGGCUUCACAACCCGGACUCCCUGCCCCUCAAUCCCCGGCGGGCUCCCCUGCUGUGACCCUACAGGGGCUCCCCAGCCCCGUGAUCAGCACCGCCCAGAACGGUUUGGACCCGAAGGGUUCAGCCUCCCUAUCAGCCGCUCAGGUCCUGAACCACAACAACCCUCUAAUGCACACCAAGAUGCUGGUGACCAGCACCCCGGCUCCUCCUGCAGCCCAGGCCUCCAUCAUCCAGACCCAGACCGCAUCCAGCACACCCCUCGCAGCUGCCAAGCCUGCCAUCAACGGGGUGGCUCAGACCGGGGUGAGGCCGCCCGGUGCUGCUGUUGGGGCGGCCGCCUCCAUCCAGCCGCAGAGACCCCAGCUGGUGACCGCCACAACCCGGCCGGCUGCCCCGCAGACCGCCCUGGCUGUCCGGCCUCAGCAGCAGACAACCAUCCAGCUGCCGCCCGGCUUCACCAUCCCUCCAGGUAUGGUUCUGGUCCGGACCGAGACGGGUCAGCUGGUCUUGGUUCCUCAGCAGGCUCUGGCCCAGGCUCAGGCCAAGCUGCAGCAGAGUCAGACGGUGGUCACCCAGAGACCCGCAACACCGCUGGCAACAUCGACUAUCCGGGUCAGCACCACCACCACGGCGCCUGGAGCCCCCCAGGCGGUCCGGCUGGCUGCACCCGCUCCCACCAGAAUAGUCCAGUCUCCUUCGACCACCUCUGUUCAGCCCCUCACAGUUCCUGCUGCCGGAGCCGUGAAGAUGCCGCCGCCUCAGAAAACCUCCACGGUGAUCACGGCAGGGGUGACGCCCACCGCCAAGCCCACAACGCUACCUGGCGGCGGCGCCACGCCCCCUCCCGCUGCCCCGCCUGGCUCCAGGGUCACUGUGGUGUCGCAGGAAAUGCAGGAAAACGUGAAGAAAUGCAAGAACUUCUUGUCCACGCUCAUCAAGCUGGCGUCACAUAACUCCCCAUCUCCCGAUACGUCCAAGAAUGUGAAGACCCUCGUUCAGGACCUGCUUGACGCAAAGAUCGAACCCGAGGAGUUCACGUCUCGGCUGCAGGCUGAGCUGAAGUCCUCCCCACAGCCCUACCUCAUCCCCUUCCUCAAGAAAAGCCUCCCUGCUCUGCGUCAGACUCUGCUCAACAGCCAGCAGUCUCUGACGACGGCUCCGCCCACCACCUCUGCUCCGCCUCCAGUCGCCCCCGGCUCCCUCACCGCAGCAGCCAUCCGGCCGCGGCUGCCUGUCAACGCCACGGGAACCACGGUCCGCCUGACUCCACCCAUCACAAACACGGCUGUGGGCAGACCUACAGUCCAGACCAUCCAGACCCGUUCUCCUGUGGUCCUCAGUCAGCAGAUCAGACAUCCAGCCACACUCUUACGGGGCCCCACCACCAUGGCAGGUAAAGCUCCUGUCCACCUGGCAGCUCAGGCCAAUCAGAAGAAACCGACUGACCCCGGGGGCGGGACCUUCAGAGACGACGACGACAUCAACGAUGUGGCUUCCAUGGCCGGGGUCAACCUUAACGAGGAAAACGCCCGUAUCCUAGCAACCAGCUCAGAGCUUGUCGGCACCAAGAUUCGGUCCUGUAAAGACGAAUCAUUUCUGCCGCCGGGCCUUCUGCACCGCCGCAUUCUGGACUCAGCCAAGAAGCUGGGCGUGACGGAGGUGCCUCUGGAGGUUGUGAACCUCAUCUCACACGCCACCGAAUCCAGACUGCGCUCGCUGCUGGAAAAGGCCUCUGUGAUCGCUCAGCACCGCACGGACGGCGCAAAGGAUGAAGGAAACCUGACCUAUGAGCAGUCGUCGGACGUUCGCUCCCAGCUGCGGUUCUUCGAGGCGCUGGAGCGGAUGGAGAAGCAGCGGAAAGACGAGCAGGAGCGCGAGAUGCUGCUGAAGGCCGCCAAGAGUCGGGCCCGGCAGGAGGAUCCGGAGCAGGCUCGGCUGAAGCAGAAGGCUAAAGAGAUGCAGCAGCAGGAACUGGCUCAGAUGCGACAGCGAGACGCCAACCUCACGGCGCUUGCCGCCAUCGGGCCGAGAAAGAAACGCAAGUUAGACUCAGGAGGCGGCGCUUCAGCAAGCAGCGAGGUGACGUCGGGAUCCGGUUCCGGCUCCUCUGCCUCCUCAUCCCGGCAGCAGCUCCGGCAGCGGAUCACUCGGGUCAACCUCAGGGACUUCAUCCUGUGUCUGGAGCAGGACCGCAGCACGGCCCGCUCCCUCAUGCUCUACAAGGCCCUCCUGAAGUGAUUGGCGCCCCCCGCUGGUCCUCCAGCGACAGCAGACAGGAGCAGUCCGGUUACAGAGCACUGCUGGAAAAGGAGAACUCCCAACCACCAGAAAUGGUUCUGCAAAGGAGGGAAGGUUCUGUUAGAUUUGACCUGUUCAGAGACGUUUAACCCGUUUAGUUCAGAACUGAACCAGAAUCAUGUUAGAACAUAUAGACAAAACGUUUUCUCACUCAGGGACAGUUUGGUUGUUUCAGAUCGGCCUGAUAAACAUGCACUGCAAAAACACAAAAUUUUACCAAAUAUUUUUGGUCUACUUUCUAGUGCAAAUAUUUUUAUCACACAUGAAAUGAGACAAAACUUACUCACAAGAAUGUUUUCAAAAGAUAUAGGAGCUUUUUUAAAGUCAAUAACUUAUGACCCAGUAUAAAAACGUACUAGUUCUGUUGUCUGUUAGAAAGACAUUUUUCCUUUGUUAUGAAUUUAAAAAGUCAGACAGUGGUGUUAGUCAUUUUUAUCAAUAUUCGAGA
Messenger RNA from Xiphophorus maculatus (southern platyfish), 3289 nucleotides. Its product is annotated as transcription initiation factor TFIID subunit 4-like. Lineage: Eukaryota; Metazoa; Chordata; Actinopteri; Cyprinodontiformes; Poeciliidae. Bases 22 to 2781 code for a protein of 919 amino acids. The record is from RefSeq and is a predicted model, not a curated record. Gene Ontology annotation, molecular function: protein heterodimerization activity; RNA polymerase II general transcription initiation factor activity; DNA binding. The transcript has 15 exons. Gene Ontology annotation, cellular component: transcription factor TFIID complex. Gene Ontology annotation, biological process: transcription initiation at RNA polymerase II promoter; DNA-templated transcription.